AUUAAAAAAUACCUCAACUUAACUUAAAUAAUAUUCACUAAUGGAAAAGAAGCUUAUUGCAGUUUAUGGAGGAUCCUUCAACCCUCCCACCAUGUCUCACUUCGAAAUCCUCAAAAUAGUUAUGGAAGAAGUCAAGGUCGAAGGAAGAAAUUUUGAUGAGGUCUGGAUGGUCCCUUGCGGCGACAGAAGAGAUAAAAAGGUUUCCACUCCCGGAGAGAAAAGGCAGAAAAUGUGUGAAUUAGGCAUCAAGGAAAUGUUUGGUGAUGACGAACGUUAUAAAGUGCAAGAUAUUGAAGUUAAAAACAGAAGAUCAAUUCCAACCUACUACCUUAUGCUCGCAUUUGAAGAGAUGUAUCCGGAAUGCGAGUUCUACUUCGUCCUCGGCAGCGACCUUCUACCAAGCUUCAAGAGAUGGGACAGAGGAGAAGUGAUGUUUGAAGAAUUUAAAUUUAUCAUCAUUCCAAGAGAAGGGUACGAAGAUCUUGACUCUGACCUUUACCCGAGAUAUUCUGAAGUAUGCAAAUCCAAGGUAGAUGACCCAUUCGCUACAAGUUCAACUGAAGUCAGGUCAAUCAUCCAAUGGAGCAACAUAAUAUCUCACAAGGCUCACCUAAAAGAGAAGAUGGGAAGCGCUGUGUACGAUUACAUCAUCGAAAAUAACUUGUUUGCAUAAUCUAAUUUAAUUGAACGUAAAAUACGUCCGCAAAAGAUUUUCAAUUCCUAAAAUGCUGGAAAUUUGAAAAAGUUUCUUUAGUCUCCAGCACCAAAAUCUGAUUUUUAUAAUAGUGUAUCUUUAGUAAUUAGUAACUACUGAAGGUGCAAGGCUAGUACCAAUUCGUGUAUAAAUAGUUGGAUUAAAAUCUUAUAAAGCUAGCAUUCACUGUGCUUCUUUAUCAUAUUUCUUGAGGACUUUGAUGAAAACAACUUUUACUUUCUCUAUCAUGAAUAUGACGAAAGCCAGAGAAGCCUUCAGAUAUAUUCUUUAAACCCACGAUGGUUAGGGUUAACUCAACUCAAGGAAGCUUAUUGAAUUGAGCAAAAGAAAUUGAGCUCUUGAGUGAAUUAUUAAACCUGAUAAACAUUUUAUUAAAUCUUUGUGAAAGUGUAACUUAGCCAGAAGCUCAAUAAAUGGGAUAACUUUACAAGUACGAAAUUCUCCAAGUCCUUCCAUUGUCUCAGCCUGCUAAUGCUGAAAAUAGUUAUUGAGAAUUUAAACCCACCUAUUGAGCUUUAGAUUUUAACAGAGAAGUUCAAAUAUUUAUGGCUGAAACCAGAGCUCUUAACUGAAAUAGAAUUUAUCA
Molecule: messenger RNA, 1301 nt
Organism: Moneuplotes crassus
Lineage: Eukaryota; Ciliophora; Spirotrichea; Euplotida; Euplotidae
Source: the annotation of a GenBank genome assembly